Messenger RNA from Propithecus coquereli (Coquerel's sifaka), 2465 nucleotides. RefSeq names its product glypican 4 (gene GPC4). The transcript has 9 exons. Bases 310 to 1980 code for a protein of 556 amino acids. Gene Ontology annotation, cellular component: plasma membrane; cell surface; synapse. NCBI's taxonomy places the organism in Eukaryota, Metazoa, Chordata, Mammalia, Primates, Indriidae. The record is from RefSeq and is a predicted model, not a curated record. Gene Ontology annotation, biological process: cell migration; regulation of signal transduction; regulation of protein localization to membrane.
UGCCCCGCGGUGCCCCGAGGUCACCGGCCCGCGCCUCUGCUCCGCUGGGCCGCGCGCCGCCUCCACGCCCUCCUCCUCCUUCUCCCCCAGCCAGGCGCCUGGCACCGAGGACCGUUGCCUGACGCGAGGCCCAGCUCCACUUUUCGCCCCGCUUCUCCUCCUGCUCUCCUCCUCCACCAACUCCAACUCCUUCGCCUUCUAGUUCCACUUGCGAGCCCCCCACUCCGCACCCGUCGGCCCGCUCCCGCAGCGCCGCUUCGCGUCCCAUCCCGUCCCAAAGGUGGGAGCGCGUCCGCCCCGGCCCGCACUAUGGCACGGUUCGGCUUGCCCGCGCUUCUCUGCACCCUGGCCGUGCUCAGCGCCGCACUGCUGGCUGCCGAGCUCAAGUCGAAAAGUUGCUCAGAAGUGCGACGUCUCUACGUGUCCAAAGGCUUCAACAAGAACGAUGCCCCCCUCCACGAGAUCAACGGUGACCAUUUGAAGAUCUGUCCCCAGGGUUAUACCUGCUGCUCUCAAGUGAUGGAGGAAAAGUACAGCCUGCAAAGUAAAGAGGAUUUCAAAAGUGUGGUCGGUGAACAGUGCAAUCAAUUGCAAGCUGUCUUUGCUUCUCGGUACAAGAAGUUUGAUGAAUUCUUCAAAGAGCUACUUGAAAAUGCAGAGAAAUCCCUGAAUGAUAUGUUUGUGAAGACAUAUGGCCAUUUAUACAUGCAAAAUUCUGAGCUAUUUAAAGAUCUCUUCGUAGAGUUGAAGCGCUACUACGUGGCGGGAAACGUGAACCUGGAAGAAAUGCUAAAUGACUUCUGGGCUCGCCUUCUGGAGCGGAUGUUCCGCCUGGUGAACUCCCAGUACCACUUUACAGAUGAGUAUCUGGAAUGUGUGAGCAAGUAUACCGAGCAGCUGAAGCCCUUUGGAGACGUCCCUCGGAAAUUGAAGCUGCAGGUUACUCGUGCAUUUGUAGCAGCCCGUACUUUUGCUCAAGGCUUAGCGGUUGCAAGAGAUGUAGUGAGCAAAGUCUCAGUGAUAACUCCGACAGCCCAGUGUACCCACGCCCUGUUGAAGAUGAUCUACUGCUCCCAUUGCCAGGGUCUCGUGACUGUGAAGCCAUGUUACAACUACUGCUCCAACAUCAUGAGAGGCUGUUUGGCCAACCAAGGGGAUCUCGAUUUUGAGUGGAACAAUUUCAUAGAUGCUAUGCUGAUGGUGGCAGAGAGGCUAGAGGGUCCUUUCAACAUUGAAUCGGUCAUGGAUCCCAUCGACGUGAAGAUUUCUGAUGCUAUCAUGAACAUGCAGGAUAACAGUGUGCAAGUAUCUCAGAAGGUUUUCCAGGGAUGUGGACCCCCCAAGCCCCUCCCAGCUGGACGAAUUUCUCGUUCCAUCUCUGAAAGUGCCUUCAGUGCUCGCUUCAGACCACAUCACCCUGAGGAACGCCCAACCACAGCGGCAGGCACUAGUUUGGACCGACUGGUUACUGAUGUCAAGGAGAAACUAAAACAGGCCAAGAAAUUCUGGUCCUCUCUUCCAAGCACCGUUUGCAAUGAUGAGAGGAUGGCCGCAGGAAAUGGCAAUGAGGAUGACUGCUGGAAUGGAAAAGGCAAAAGCAGGUACCUGUUUGCAGUGACAGGAAAUGGAUUAGCCAACCAGGGCAACAACCCAGAGGUCCAGGUGGACGCUAGCAAACCGGACAUACUGAUCCUCCGUCAAAUCAUGGCCCUCCGGGUUAUGACCAGUAAAAUGAAGAAUGCUUACAAUGGGAACGACGUGGACUUCUUCGACAUCAGUGAUGAAAAUAGCGGAGAAGGAAGUGGGAGCGGAUGUGAGUAUCAGCAGUGCCCCCCGGAGUUUGAGUACAACUCCACAGACCACGCCGGGAAGAGUGCCAACGACAAAGCCGACAGUGCUGGUGCCUGUCCUGGGGCACAGCCCUACCUCCUCGCUGUCUUCUGCAUCUUGUUUCUGGUUAUGCAGAGAGAGUGGAGAUAAUUCUCAACCUCUGAGAAAAAGUGUUCAUCAUCAAAAAGUUAAAAGGCACCGGUUAUCACUUUUAUAUCAUUCUAGUGACUUUGCUUUUUAAAUGAAUGGACAACAAUGUACAGUUUUUACUAUGUGGCCACUGGUUUAAAAAAUGCUGACUUUGUUUUUUCACUCAGUUUUUGGGGAGGAAGAGGGACUUGUACGUUAAGUUGGUUCCUGCUCCCCCAGAAUCGUGUUAAAUGUGGCUAACAGUGUAGGUACAGAACUGUAGUUAGUUGUGCAUUUGUGAUUUAUCACUCUAUUGUAUGUUUGUUUGUUUUUUUCUCAUUUUGUUUGUGGGUUUUUUUUCAAUUAUGAUCUCACCUUGUUUCUUACAAGAAAACCAGGGUCCUUUCUUGGCAUGUAACAUGUACGUGUUUCUGAAAUAUUAAAUAGCUGUACAGAAGCAGGUUUUAUUUAUCAUGUUAUCUUAUUAAAAGAAAAAGCCCAACAAG